GUUACAUUUGUUAUGAAACUGUCACUUUGGAGCGGUCACUUUUAGAACACAAUCAACUGCCAGCGGUGCUGAAAGAUCUGUCUUAAGACUGCCGUUGGGGAUUGAAACGGUUGGAGAGCCCACAAGACUUGUGAGGGCUUUUUGUCCUUCCUGCUCCCAGUGAUGGCGCUGGCUGAUUUCAGGGAUGAGUUGAACUGCUCCAUCUGCACGGAGCUCUACGUAAACCCUGUAAUGUUGCCUUGUGGGCACAACUACUGCCAGGGCUGCAUUACCAAAACAUGGGAGAGCGAGGAAAGCCGCGGGGAAGUUUUUGCCUGUCCAGAAUGUCGCAGGAGUUCUAUGAGAAGACCAGAGCUUACCAGAAAUCUGACCCUUCGGAAUAUAGUGGACAAGGUCCGUUUGACCCAGAAAGAGAGUGGCAUCUUCUGCACUUAUUGUGUCCACUCACCUGUACCUGCUUCUAAGACGUGUCUCCUGUGUGAGGCUUCCCUGUGUGUCACUCACCUGUACUGGCACAGCAAGUCCGACAAGCACCUCCUCACUGAGCCCACGGCUGUCUUUGAGAGCAAAAAGUGCCCCAUCCAUGGCAAAGUCCUGCAGUAUUACUGCAAGGAGGACGGUGCCUGUAUCUGCGAGUCCUGCCUUUUGGAACACAGGGGCCACCAGGUGGAGAAGCUGAAUGAGGCCUCUGAGAAGAGAAAGGAGAGUUUGAGAAAUAUUUUGGAGAAACUGACCCCAAAAAGAAAGAAUACUGAGGAAAGACAGCAGAGACUGGAGGAGUGCAAGAGACAAGUCAAAUGUAAAUCAGAAGAUCAGGCCAAAGAAGUCACUAACCUUUUUAAGGACAUCAGGAAAAACCAGGAGGCCCUGGAGAAGAGGGUCCACCAUGAAGUCUCCCAGUUGGAAAAGAAACUGUUAAAUCCAUUCACUGAUCAGAUCAAUGAGCUGGAAAUAAAAAAACAGAAUCUGAUGAAGAACAUCCAUCACAUUGAGGAGCUGUGCAACAUGGUCAACCCCAUAGCGGUCAUUCAGGAAUGGAAUUCAGAAGGAGCUGCUCUUAGUUACACCGAAGAGGGAGAUAUUGAGGGCCCAGGAGGAGAAGACAUUGAGGCCCCGGCUUUAGAGCAAAUGGAUCAGGUCUCAGAGACAUUGCUCACUGGAUUAAAUGGGAUUGUCACUGAGAUAAGAACAUUGAUUUAUAAGCAGAAGGCUCCAGCCAUGGACAUCAAAAAGGCAGAAGAUGAUGUGGCUCCUUCAGAAGAACCAAAAACUUCAUGCUGCUCAGGAAAAAGUCAGCAAAAACCAUCAUCUUGUACCAAAAAGAAAGAGAAGCCGACGGUGUUUAGGAGCGUCUCUUGUUUUGAGGCCUCGUGCUGUGUAGUCCCACCAAUGUACAUUGAGAGGGCCACCGAUAUAACUCUGGAUAGAAACACAGCCGCUAAUAACGUGCUUGUAUCUAAUGGCAAUAAAAUGGCCUCAUACUCCGAAACAAGACAGUGUUACCCAGAAUCCCCCGAGAGAUUCCAGGAAUCUCAGGUCCUGAGUAGCAGGCUCUUUGCUUCUGGCCAACACUACUGGGAGGUGGAGGUGAGUGAACUGGGGGAAGUGAGGAUCGGGGUGGCCUAUCCCAGUAUAGCCAGGAAAGGGUUCCGGUCCUACAUUGGGGAGAAUACAAAGUCCUGGUGUUUGUACCGAUAUGAAACUUCCAGCAAACUAGAAGAGAAGCAGCAGAGGUUCUCGGGGAGACACGGCAGUAAAGAAACCCACCUGCCCUACAGGGUUUCCUGCCACCGGCUGGGGGUCUAUCUCGACUGUGAGGCCGGCAGUGUGUCCUUCUAUGAGCUGUGUGACCAAAUCAGGCACUUACACACCUUCACUGCCACCUUUACCGAACCCCUGCAUGCUGCAUUCUGUGUGUGGGGGGGUGCCUCUGUGACUGUCCUUAGCUAGAGCCUGUACCCCAAUAGGAAGCGUCUCUGGGUGGGACCUGAUAGGGAGAUCCUUUGAUCAGAACAUUCCUUCUCUGUAUAUUUGUAUUUAUACAUAUGGGUAGGAGGUGCCAUAGUGUUUCCCUUAGACAG
Molecule: messenger RNA, 2081 nt
Organism: Xenopus tropicalis (tropical clawed frog)
Lineage: Eukaryota; Metazoa; Chordata; Amphibia; Anura; Pipidae
Product: E3 ubiquitin/ISG15 ligase TRIM25
Exons: 1
Coding region: 163-1950 (595 amino acids)
Biological process (GO): antiviral innate immune response
Cellular component (GO): cytoplasm
Molecular function (GO): zinc ion binding
Source: RefSeq, a predicted model, not a curated record